UGCCCCGAGUGGGCUCCAUGGCGGCGGCGGGGGCGGCGGCGUGGCGGGCCUACCAGCGGGUGAUGGCGAGGCACCCGGCCACCGUGCAGGUCCUGACCGCAGGGACCCUGAUGGGGGUCGGGGACGUCAUCUCCCAGCAGCUGGUGGAGCGGAGGGGCCUGGAGGGGCACAGCGGGCGACGGACCCUCAGGAUGAUGGGCAUCGGCUUCUGCUUUGUGGGGCCGGUCAUUGGGAGCUGGUACCGGCUGCUGGACCGCAUGGUGCCUGGCGCAACCCGAACGGUAGCCUUCCGGAAGAUGCUGCUGGACCAGGUGAGCAGGGGGGGAGGGGUCUCCAGGCGUCGGAGGCGAGAGGGCUCUGUUGGCUGUCCCCCGUCCACUGUUUGUCCAGCCAAGCAGGCCCAGCGAGGCCGGACACCAGAGGCGGUGUACAGCAGGGCCACUCUGAACCAGUGGGGUGGAGUGGCCCUCCUGCCUCAGGUAGCCUACCUGAUCCUGACUGCUCUCUUGCAGGACUACGCAGAUGCCCUGAUCACCAACUACUAUAUCUGGCCGGCUGUGCAAGUCGCCAACUUCUACUUCGUCCCCUUGAACCACAGGCUGGCCGUUGUCCAGGUUGUGGCCAUCGUCUGGAACGCCUACCUCUCCUGGAAGACCAACCAACUCUGAGGAAGCAAGAUGGAUGGCAAAGUUGGGGGGGUCACCAAGAGAUGAACACCCCCCUUAGACUCUCCCUCACCCCAUGACCUUAUGCUCCACAAACAAACACAUUGUGGAUGUUGGAGCUCAAGAUCCGUCCAGUGAGCACCAGGUGCAAACCCAUGCAUCCAGCAGCCUUCAGGGUCCAGUUGGCUAGUAUGUGGUCAGUGGAGCCCCCUCUGCCCUGGACAUUGGGAGAAGGGGGGGUGCUUGGCCACUGCCUUGCUGCAAGUCCAGGACCCCCAUCUCAGGGGUGAUGGUGUCCCUCUGCAAAGCAAGGGUUGGACUAGAUGGCCUCUUGUAGAGUCCUAGAGUUGGUAGAGACUUCGUGGGCCAUCCAGUCCAACCCCAUUCUGCCAAGAAGCAGGACAAUCGCAUUCAAAGCACCCCCGACAGAUGGCCAUCCAGCCUCUGUUUCAAAGGCUGGAUGGCCAUCUGUGGUCUCUUCCAGCUCUUGCACUUCCGAGCCACGAGCCCAGCUGCAGCCCAAGCUGACGUGUCUGGGGAGAGGCUUCCGUCACCCAUCCGUCCAUCUCCCCCCCAACCUGGGCUUUUGGUCUCCUUUGGGGCAGGUUGGGGGAUAGGCCCCCUUUGCUGUC
Molecule: messenger RNA, 1297 nt
Organism: Anolis sagrei ordinatus
Lineage: Eukaryota; Metazoa; Chordata; Lepidosauria; Squamata; Anolidae
Source: RefSeq, a predicted model, not a curated record